UGUGUAUAUAUCAAUCAUGCUUAUUUUUUAAAUAUGGGGAUCAGCUACCCAGUUUUUAGCCGUUCAUUAAAGAAAAUGUGAGAAAUUGCUGUUUUAAGAAGGGGUUAAGAUACACAGAUACUCGUCCAAUAGCACAGGAGAGCAUUUUUUUCCAAGAGGGGGAUAAAAGCGAAACCCAGAGGAUAUAAUGGGUAUUUUUAAAGACCCACCACCAGGAAUGUGUGUUGUUGCUGAUGAUCAGGAUGUCACAAAGAUUCAUGCUUUGAUAACUGGGCCAUUUGAUACACCAUAUGAGGGUGGAUUUUUUUACUUCAUAAUUCGUUGUCCACCAGAUUAUCCCAUUCAUCCACCACGUGUCAAAUUAAUGACAACUGGUCAGGGACUUGUGAGGUUUAAUCCAAAUUUAUACAAAAAUGGAAAAGUGUGCUUGAGUACACUUGGAACGUGGAGUGGACCAGCUUGGAGUCCAGCACAAACUUUGUCAAGUCUCCUUAUCUCCAUCCAGUCACUACUAAAUGAGAAACCUUACCAUAAUGAACCUGGAUUUGAGCAGGAAAGACGAGCAGGAGACAGUGAUAAAUAUAAUGACUGUAUACAACAUGAAACAUUAAGGGUGGCUGUCUGUGAUAUGCUUGAAGAUGAAUCAUUCUGUUGUCCACCACUAAGAGAAGUGAUGAUUCGUUCGUUCCCUGAUUUUUAUUGUUAUUACGUCUCUGUUGUGAAAGAAAAGUCCUAUCUAAAUGGGAGACCGAUGCAGGAUCCGUUUGGUGAUAAAAGAGGAAAAUUCGAUUAUGAAAGUAUCUUGACAAAACUGGAGAAAAUAAAGUCGGAUUUGCACAGUAAACAACCUCCUAAUACCUCUCCUAAAGCUUCCGAGGAUAGUUCUGGUGACAACUGAUUAUAAAAUAAUCUGUUGGUACAGCGUCCAAAUUAGAUUUCAAAUUGCCAGCAGUUGAUAUUCAAAAUUCCCUUGUCAAUUUGAUCUAAAAAAUUUGCAAUAAUAUUAAAAGGACUAGACAUAGGACUAUGGACAACAGGAGCACUUUUUUAGUGUAGUGAGUCCUGUUGUUCGCGUGGUCUAGUCCAGGACUGUUAGACUAUUAUUACGGUGAUGGUAAUUUCACAUUUAGUUUUAUCGUUUUGUAAACCACCCGCUCCCUUAGCAAGCAGACAGUCUAACAGCUAUAAUACACCUCAUACCAUGAUUUUACCUACAUUUUUAAUAUCGCAUUUGUGUUGAAAAAAAGUGCCAGAAUCUUCUCGUAUGAGUUGAGGUCGUUGUAGGUAAGGUUGAUAUUCUAUCGUUGCCACGGUUUCGUUAGUCUGUUGGUCGAUAUGUGUUACCAGU
This is a messenger RNA of Dendronephthya gigantea, 1348 nucleotides long. RefSeq names its product ubiquitin-conjugating enzyme E2 Z-like. The record is from RefSeq and is a predicted model, not a curated record. The coding region runs from base 188 to 898 and encodes 236 amino acids. Gene Ontology annotation, biological process: negative regulation of apoptotic process. Gene Ontology annotation, cellular component: nucleus. Gene Ontology annotation, molecular function: ubiquitin conjugating enzyme activity; cysteine-type endopeptidase inhibitor activity. The transcript has 7 exons. Lineage: Eukaryota; Metazoa; Cnidaria; Anthozoa; Malacalcyonacea; Nephtheidae.